AUGAGUGCAUCCCCUGCGCAGGUCCCGUCAGGGCCCAGUUCCGCUACACCAACUGGCGGGCCACCCAAAACGAUCAAGAGGAAGAAGGCGCCAGUCAGCGUGUUCCACAACAAGAAGAAGCCUGUCGCGAAGGUCGCCAACCCAACCCAGCGCCAACCUGUCCCGACUAUCGCUGCACGCUCAAAAACUACUCAACAGGCUCCUCAGCAGUCUAGCAAUGGAGCMGCGAAUGACGCAAACCAGUAUCCACCCAACACCGACGAGUACGGCAGCUACGCGGAGUAUCCUAUAUUCGUCAACAAGCAUAUAAUCGAUCAAGGCAUGCGGUAUCAUGCGGCCAAGCUGCAUAGCAAAGCUGUCGACGAUCAAAGCGCGGCUGUUGAUCCAUACGAUGAGAAUCAAUUCGUGCGGCCACUGCGUCUUCACAGGCGCUAUGCGCGUGACAAGAUGGAGACUGCAGAUGCCGAGGAUCUUGCUUCGGGGAUGGACGACAAGGAGCGCGAGCAAAUGACUGCAAGGCGCGCUGAACGCCAAGCAGAGCGUGAGGAGAACCAGAAAUUGAUUGCACCAACGGGAGGCGAGACUACGAAAUCUACCAAGAAGAAGAUGUCGAAGAAGGCAGAGGAAGGCCGUGAUAACAGCGAUCCCGCGCGUCAAAAGCGAAUGCAGCUGCGCUACGAAGAGGCUCGGCCCUGGCACCUUGAAGACUUUGAAGGCAAGAACAUUUGGAUUGGCAGCUAUGAGCAGGCGCUUUCCGAGCACAGCACAUUACUCACCGUUGACGAUGGAGGAUUCAGAAUGGUCCCUGUUGAAAAAUGGUACCGGUUUAUUCAGACGAACAAAGUCAACACCAUGGACUCGGAGGAAGUGGAGAAGCACAUGAACAAGAAGUUUACGCUACCCAGGUGGGCAAUGGGCACUCAACUUGAGAACGAGGUCGUUCGGAGAGAACAACAGCAAAUGAAGGUCCAGGCAUUCAAGUCCCGCCCACGCGAUGAAGAUGAGGUGAAGCGUGAGGACGGAAAUGGUGAAUUUGAAGCCGAUCGGGACAUGCUUGAUCUGGAUCUGCAGGACGAAUUCCAGGACGAUGAUGAGGGAAUGCUCUUCCAAGGCGACGACGCUGAAGACGGAGACGAUAUCGCCAAGCGAAUUUACCUGGAAAUGAGGGAAGCCGGUCUGGGCGGUACAGGCGUCAAGAAUGAGGAUGUGGAUGUAGAGGAGGAAGAGCGGAAGAAGCAAAUCGCGGAGCGCGAGGAGAGGAAGAAGAGCAAACGCCUGCGGAAGCAGCUCAGGAAGAAGGAACACCAGUAUCAGUACGGAUCCGAUUCAGACUCGGACCCUUACGCAAGCUCGAGCGACUCUGUCGACUCCGAUGAGGAGGCGGAGAAGGCUGCAGAGGAGCGCAAGAAGGAGGAAGAGGCUCGCAAAUCCAGUCAGAUCAAUAGCGAUAAGUCUGGCGCUUCUACGAUGGGAAACAACACUCCCAGUGGCCGAUCUGAGAAACGAGACCGGUUGGGCUCCAAGCGACCUGGCGACGAUUCGGAUCUUAGUGGGAACGAGUCCAGUCGUAAGAGAGCAAAGGUUACCAACGGAAGCGCAUUGUCCAGACUGGCCUCAGGGAGUGGCCGAUCGACGUCCCCCGAUGCUGUCAAGGCCAAGCUUUCUCGUACCGCCGCAGGCGGCUCAGGCUCUGGUAGUGACACUGACACCUCUCGAGCCGGCCGUCCAAAGCUCAAGUUCAAGAACAGCGCGCCCGGCUCACCAUCCUCGGGUUCUCAGGUGGGCUCACGCGCUGCAUCACCGUCCGCGCGUAGUCCACUUUCUGCGAGCAAGUUGGACUUCCCGACACUGCAAGAGGUCAAGGAUGCAAUCCCGCCGGACGGAAUCGAGAUCAAAAAGCUGGUGGCGCACUUCAAGAGCAGACUUGCUGGUCGCAGUGGAGAGUUCAUAACAUUGGUCAAGGCUGCGGGGACUCAAGACAAGGUCACACAGAAGAUCAAGCCGAAGGCAGUGUAG
Messenger RNA from Ramularia collo-cygni, 2016 nucleotides. RefSeq lists its product as uncharacterized. The transcript has 2 exons. NCBI's taxonomy places the organism in Eukaryota, Fungi, Ascomycota, Dothideomycetes, Mycosphaerellales, Mycosphaerellaceae. Gene Ontology annotation, cellular component: transcription factor TFIIF complex; nucleus. The record is from RefSeq and is a predicted model, not a curated record. The coding region runs from base 1 to 2016 and encodes 671 amino acids. Gene Ontology annotation, molecular function: DNA binding; RNA polymerase II general transcription initiation factor activity; TFIIF-class transcription factor complex binding. Gene Ontology annotation, biological process: transcription initiation at RNA polymerase II promoter; positive regulation of transcription elongation by RNA polymerase II.